UCUUUUAUUUAUCGUCUCAUCUCUCUCCAUAAUUGCUUUGAUUUCUCUGCAAAAAAGUGUCUUUUUUUUUUUUUUUUCUUUCAUCUGAUAUUUUUUUCCUGAGCUUCACUUUGAUUAAAGUCUCUCUUUUUAUUUUAUUUUUGUGUGGUUACUAAUUGAGUCGGAGACUGUUCUGUAUUCUGUUUUCAAGAAACAUUUGGAGAGAUGUCAAGUCUGUGAGUGAGUUUAAGCUAAGGGGUUUAGUUUUAAAGUGUGUGUUUUUUUUUUUUCUGAUUUCUUGAGUUUUUUUUGGGGGUUUAUCUAGAAAAGAGUCGAUUUUUUGAUGGCGGUGGAGUAUCAAUGUUGCGACACAAACUUCUUUAUACAUAUAGCAGUGAUUGCGUUUCUUGUCUUGUUCGCUGGACUCAUGUCUGGUUUAACAUUGGGUCUUAUGUCUAUGAGUCUCGUUGAUCUUGAAGUUCUCGCUAAAUCCGGUACUCCCCAAUAUCGCCAAUACGCUGCAAAGAUAUUGCCAGUGGUAAAGAAUCAGCAUCUGUUGCUUGUCACUUUACUCAUAUGCAACGCAGCUGCUAUGGAGACGCUUCCUAUAUUUCUUGAUGGUCUUACGACGGCGUGGGGUGCCAUUUUGAUUUCAGUUACAUUGAUUCUUCUCUUUGGUGAGAUUAUACCACAGUCAAUCUGUUCACGUUAUGGUUUGGCGAUUGGUGCAACAGUGGCUCCGUUUGUCCGUGUUCUAGUCUUUAUCUGCUUACCAGUUGCAUGGCCAAUUAGUAAGCUGCUGGACUUUCUAUUGGGCCAUCGUCGUGCAGCACUUUUUCGAAGAGCUGAGCUGAAAACACUUGUGGAUUUUCAUGGAAAUGAGGCUGGAAAGGGUGGAGAGUUGACUCAUGAUGAAACGACAAUCAUUGCAGGAGCUCUUGAACUGUCUGAGAAAAUGGUCAAGGAUGCAAUGACACCAAUAUCAGAUAUCUUUGUGAUUGAUAUCAAUGCCAAACUAGACAGAGAUUUGAUGAACUUGAUUCUUGAGAAAGGGCAUAGCAGAGUUCCAGUAUACUAUGAGCAACCAACUAACAUCAUCGGCCUUGUUCUGGUAAAGAAUUUAUUGACCAUCAACCCAGAUGAAGAAAUACCUGUCAAGAAUGUCACAAUAAGAAGGAUCCCAAGAGUUCCAGAAAUCUUGCCUCUAUAUGACAUAUUGAACGAGUUCCAGAAAGGACUCAGCCACAUGGCUGUUGUUGUGAGACAGUGCGACAAAAUCCACCCAUUACCUUCUACAAAUGGGAGUGUUAAGGAAGUCCGAGUGGAUUUGGAUAGUGAGGGAACUCCUACUCCUCAGGAGAGAAUGUUAAGGACAAAAAGAUCGCUUCAGAAGUGGAAGAGCUUUCCUAAUCGAGCAAGUUCGUUUAAAGGAGGGUCAAAGUCCAAGAAGUGGUCAAAAGACAAUGAUGCAGACAUCUUGCAAUUGAAUGGCAAUCCGCUGCCUAAACUUGCUGAGGAAGAAGAAGCUGUCGGAAUCAUUACAAUGGAGGAUGUCAUUGAAGAACUUCUGCAGGAAGAGAUCUUUGACGAAACUGAUCACCAUUUUGAAGACUCCUGACAGACACACAGUGGAUGACCACUGAACUGGUUAUGAAUGUCGAUAACUUUGGUCUUUGUUUUCAACUUUCAUACUUUGUCACUUGUCCGGCGAAUGUUGUAUCAGUGUAGGCAUGAACAACAUCUUUUUCUAUGGUUUCAAAUGUUUUUUAUUUUUUUUAUUAUUUUUUAUCAUUAGUCUCUUAAGAGAGUUUACUC
Molecule: messenger RNA, 1794 nt
Organism: Camelina sativa (false flax)
Lineage: Eukaryota; Viridiplantae; Streptophyta; Magnoliopsida; Brassicales; Brassicaceae
Product: DUF21 domain-containing protein At4g33700
Biological process (GO): intracellular manganese ion homeostasis; magnesium ion homeostasis
Cellular component (GO): cytoplasm
Source: RefSeq, a predicted model, not a curated record